GGCACAUGUCUUGGAAAGCUAACGACCGCAGAUCGUCCUCGUGAGUGGGGUCGACACAAUUUUAUGGCUAUUAGUGAUCGGAUAGUUUUUUGCAUUCCACAUUUUUCCAACAUUUUAGUUUUUGCAAAGUCUCACAACACAGAGAGAAGGACUCGAUAUUCAUGGUAUUAUGCAAAACAGGGUGGGUUACGGGACUCAUGCAGCGGCCAUUUUUUUCUCCUCAAUGGGUCAUCUUUCACAGGUAAGUUUGUGCGCUCUUUGCGCCUGCGUGUGCGCAGAAGAUAUUGCGCAAUGCUAUGUUUUAGAAGGAAAAUUACAGCCGUGUGAGCCUUUGAAAAAUUCUCGAACCUUGACCCUUUUAACUUUGUUCGUGAGCAUAAUACCUUGAAGAGGUCUUUCUCUCACGUGAAAAAGUUCUGCCAGAAAUGAGCUCUGAAGGUGUAGAUAAGGUUAAGGAAAGUGUAAAGGUCUACUAUGGCAAAACCCUCAAGUCUUCCGAUGAUCUUCAGUCGAAUGCCUGUAAACUAGGUGGAAAACAAAUGUCAGACGCCGUGGAGAACGCUUUGAAACUUGUCCAUGAGGAGGUAUCGAGCAAGUUUUAUGGGUGCGGUUUAGUGGCCCCAGAGGCAAUUGACGGCUUGUAUAUCCUGGAUCUUGGAAGUGGAUCGGGACAAGAUUGUUUUGUACUCAGUAAACUGGUUGGUGAACACGGCCAUGUUACUGGAGUAGACAUGACCAAAGAACAGGUGGACAUUGCCAACAAGUACGUAGAAUACCAUGCUCACCAGUUUGGAUAUUCUAAGCCAAACACUGAUUUUAAACUUGGUGAAAUGGAGAGACUGUCUGAUGUAGGAAUACAGGACAGGACUAUGGACAUAAUAAUUUCAAACUGUGUUGUAAACCUAACUGCAGACAAGAGAGUUGUUCUUAAAGAAGCUUACAGAGUUCUUAAGGAUGGAGGCGAGGUAUACUUCAGUGAUGUUUACACCGAUACAAAACUGCCUGAGGAAGUCAGAAGAGACGAAGUGCUUUGGGGUGAAGGUGUUGGAGGAGCUCUUCACUGGAAGGAGUUGAUUAAGCUGUGCAAGGAAGUUGGUUUCUCAGGGCCAUAUUUGGUUACUGCCAGACCUUUUGUGGUUGAACCACAUCUUAGACAACCUCUUGGUAAUGCACAGUUUGUGGCGGCCACUUAUCGCUUGUUCAAGGUCCUUAACAGCAGUGAGACAGUUGCUUCUAGAGUAACAUACAAAGGAACUAUAGAGGACAACCCAAACGAACUCAAGUUGAGUGUUCAUAACACCUUUACGAGGACAACCAAGGCUGUUUCUACUGAAGUAGCAGGUGUCCUCAGGGCAUCCCGUUUCUCGAAGCAUUUCGAAUUCCAACCGCUAGAGCCUGGAACCACAGCUCCCGUUGAUGACGUGUACAUUGACGCGGAUCCUUUUGCCUACUGUGUGUCUAACAAAGUGGCGCCAGGAGCAUCUUGCCCCAAACUGGCUAAACUGGAAAGUUGAACAGAGAAACGGCUUGUUACCCGAAAUGUAGGAAGAAGGUUUCAAGGCGCCAUUUUGAGCAUACUGUAAAACCAUUUUGAGACAGACUUAGUCUAGCUAGUUUGAACCUUCGUUGUCAUAGUGAACAGGGAUGCUAUAGUGUUAUUUAAUUAUCACCUAGUCAGUUAUUUUGGAAUUCAUAUUCACUGUUUUGAACUUGAAGUUGAGCUUUUAUACCGUUGACUGAGCUCUUACUUGAAAUGCUUUCAAAUUAUGUUUUUCUUUUUGUAAUAUUUUAAUAAGGUUUUUGAUCUCUCACUUAGAGUUGUAACGAUAUGUGUCGAUAAAUACAGGACUAAGGGAAGCCAUGCAGAACAAUUAAUAA
This is a messenger RNA of Pocillopora verrucosa, 1878 nucleotides long. RefSeq names its product arsenite methyltransferase. Gene Ontology annotation, molecular function: methyltransferase activity. The record is from RefSeq and is a predicted model, not a curated record. NCBI's taxonomy places the organism in Eukaryota, Metazoa, Cnidaria, Anthozoa, Scleractinia, Pocilloporidae.